This is a messenger RNA of Pseudopipra pipra, 8330 nucleotides long. Its product is annotated as gap junction beta-5 protein-like. The transcript has 4 exons. Gene Ontology annotation, biological process: cell-cell signaling. The coding region runs from base 5341 to 6171 and encodes 276 amino acids. The record is from RefSeq and is a predicted model, not a curated record. NCBI's taxonomy places the organism in Eukaryota, Metazoa, Chordata, Aves, Passeriformes, Pipridae. Gene Ontology annotation, molecular function: gap junction channel activity. Gene Ontology annotation, cellular component: connexin complex.
AGAGCUGCCUCUUGGAGACCUGCCUGGUCCUCCCUGGUGCACUCUUCCAGCAUCUCCAGAAACCUUGAGUUUGGUUAGUCCCUGGAGCAGUUUGUAAGAACCAGAGAGUGGCAAAGGCGGCCUGGGAGGGUCAGCAAAGCCUGUCUGCUGCACGAGGAAAGUCUUGGCAGCAGAUGGGAUCUGUGAUCAUCACCAGAGGAGUUUGGUGUCUCCCUGGUCACUCCUCAAAUGUUCUUGGUCCCUGGGAUAGCUCUGCUGAUUUGGCUUCACUUUAGUAGAGAGGGACCCAGUUACCUUCUUCAAGCUCUUGCUGACCUUGUGUUGCACCAUCUGGCCAUCGGCCUUGGCCAUGGGGAUGGGAUGGACACGGGCUCUUGGGGGGUCUUUUUUCCUUGUCACCAAGGCAGCUCUGCUUUCUACCAAUGGAUGGUGCCAGUAGCAACUUCCACCUUCUUCCAGGCCAGCGGGACAUAACCCUGAGUGGCCACUUCUUGCCAUCGUGACUCAUUUGUUUCCCUCGCGAGGCCUAGAGCUGGGGGCGAGAAAACAAGAGCCCGAGUCUCUCUCUUGAGAACACGAGGGGAUUUUUAAACCCCAGUGACCAAAUUUCCCCCCCAGGGCCCCUUUUCUCCUCUUCCCCACGGGAGCAACCCCCGUUUGGCACCAAGGCCGGCGCACGAGCCGUCCCUCCGCUGCCAUUGCCGCGGCCUUUCCCGCAUCGGCGGCGAACCGAGGCUGCCCUUGGCUGCCCCCAAAGCUGUACCUGUGCCUGCACAUCAAUGCCCGUCUCCAGCAGGCGCCCUCGGAGCUUGAAAGCCCUUCCUGCCCGCGGGGUCGUGCCCCACCAGCGUGGGGUUCCCCGCGCCGUGCCGGGGCCCUGCGCUUCAAUCGCGGGAGGAGGAAACGCUUCCCCUUGAUCGGGAGGGAUAAGAAUAGCGAGCGGCAGGUGGGGUGCGGAUGAAAGGCGGCCGGCUCUCGUUCUUCCCCCCGCCCCGGGCCGAUCUGCCCCCUUCUCUUUGCGAGCCAUAAUUGCGUGGCACGGCCGCAGACGAGUGUCACGCUCCACCAAAGGCCGAGCGCGGCGAGGCCACGGCUCCGGGCUCGCCAGCAAUGAGCGGGGAGGCGGCGAGGAGGCUUUUGAUCCCGCUCUUCUUCCUCUGACGUGCUGGAGGAUUAUCAGGCUCUGAGGAAGGUAUUUCUCCAGCUUGAGCUUUCCCUCGCUCUGCAAAGGAGGCCGAUUGCUGCCCUGCCAUUGCCAGGGGCCAGAGCAGCACGUGGUGGCAGCGCCGGUCCUUCCCCCAGGAGAUGCCAAGGCCAGACCAAACCCAUCACCCGGCCAUUGCCAUGGUGGACACCUCUGUGACCCUUCCUGACGUGGUCCCUGACUUUUUGGUGGCUUCUGCUCCUAGAGGUCGUACUGGAGACAGCCUGGCCUGGGUUCCGGAGCCCUCGGCGGUGUUGUGACACAUCAGCAUUGUGAUUUCCAAGCCCAGCAGCUGUGGUGGGGCACGGUGGCCUCCUGCUUCCCUGUGUUUUUUCAGGUGCUUCCUCUGGCUUUGCUUUCAUUAAUUUAUCACACGCACACAGAGCGUAAGUGGGCUCGAACCUCCAUCUCCAGCAGCUGAAAUCCAAUAAUUGCCCAGAGUAUCCCACCUGGAGGAGCGUUCCCGGCUGGUCGGCAAAUUGUGAAGAAGUUCACUGUAUCCCUUAGAGCGAGAAAUUAUCCUGGAGUGUAAGUUCUGGCUCCAGCAGCCUUACAGGUGCCCAGGUGAACCUGCCCCAGCCAGGCCCCAAAAGGGCUGGUGGACACGGGGGCAGCCAGGCUCUGGGGAGCCACCAGGACAGCUCCUCACUGGGAAAAACCCAAUAGUUUGGGGAUAGACUAUUUCACUAGAUUAGAGAAGAGGUGAAGCACCCUGAACUCUGCCCCAGCACCACUCACAGGGCAGACUGUUCCGGGGAAGGCGGCUGUGCCUCUCAGCGCGUUCCCCCAAUGCCAUCUAGUGUCUGCUCCGGCGGCCCCGGGCAGUUAUUUUAAGGCGUCUGAGCUGAUUUAUUGCAGAAGGCUCUUUGAGGGCCAACAGGCUGCCCGGGCUGAUUAUUAACAGCAACACGAAUAACUACCCAGUGGACGCACAGGCUGGGCUGGAUUAUUUUUAUUAUCGCUCCCGUUUCGCACUAAAAGCCCACCCCGGCAGGAUGGAGUGUGAGGAUGCAGUGCCACCUCCGGGGUGAUUAAAGUCUUUCAGCCUUCAGCCACCGGUCUUGUAGCCUCGACAUCACCUGAGGCUUAAUCACUCAGAAAAGUGCUGUCAUGUCCUAUUGUCGCCGUAUUGGGAGCGCGACCUCUUUCCCAUUUAGCUGCCAUCUCAAAAUAAUGUAACUUGCCGGGGGACAGGCGUGACUCAGGAGACUGGUAAUGGGAUAUAAAGACUCUGACCUGCGGGUCGCCCAUUCGGAUGCUGCCAAGGUCAGCGGGAAGGACAGAGAUGUCAUUUGCACGGUGAUUAUUUGGCCAAACAACCCAAAAGAGGCGUUAAGGGGCCCAUCAGCGGCAGUCAGCAGGGCUGAGGGCUGGGUUGGACUCUGCUCCUACUGGGAGAGCAUCCAAGUCCCCCAACCCCUCCCCGAGUUUUGGGACUGUGUGACUGCCCGCGGCCCCCUCCAACUAAAGGAGUUCUUCCUUUCUUCCUUUGCCUCCACUGCAGGGGCAGGGUCUGCACAGGCUGAGACACUCUUAUUUCAGCCUUUUUAGGGGCAAAGUGCCACAGCAGCAUCUCCCUCCUGUGCCCCACUCAUCUGCUCCCAGAACAGAGAAAGGUUUCUCAGCCCUGGCCCUUGCUCUGCUCCCCACCAUCAGCUGCCAUGAUUUAGGUCCCUGAGAACCUCAUCUCCAUCCCCAGCCACCGCUGACCACGUGAAUUUAUCUCCUCGGUAAGCAAACCACCUCAUCGAGGCAGUUUGAGUGUGUGAUUAAUUAAGGUCUCCCUAGGAAUGAGGUUACUCCCUGCAGCCUCACGUAUAAAUCCAUGAUUAAUGGGUGCUGGGUCAGGCAGGGGUUGCCUGCUCUCAUCCAGACAGGCCACGAACACGGAUUUUCCGUGGAAAAGCUUCUAAACAAUCCCGUGGGAUGGGGAGUGCAGCUGGCAGCACGGUGGGCAGCCACAGGGCUGGAGAAGGGGGGUACCAGGGCUGAGCCGGGCACGGCAGAGCCAGUUUGACCCCAAUAUCCAGGAGUGCUCACACCACUCUCCCGGCGGCUGAGCCGACAUCCAGCCCGCUCUGUGUGUUUAAUUUUCACUAAUCUGUUUGGGUUCUCUUAAUUAUCAGCAAACAAACAAGGUGCCUUCCUCUCGGAAUAACCGCGGUGCUGGGCACAGGGAGCAGCGGGUGGCGGGGCUGUGCCAACAGCCCUUCCCUGCCGCUCACCCCGCUCCAGAACUUCACCCAGGACCUGUUUGUGUGUCUCGAUCCAGCGUCAGUAGUGGGGUCCCGCCCUGCCAAGCAGCAUCAGCGUGCAGCAUCUCCGGCAGCAGCAGCGAUUCCUGCUGAGCUGGUGUGGAAAAGCCUUCGCAGUCACCGUGUGCUCCGGAGCUGGAGGAGGCUUUAAGCACGAGGCUCUUAAACAAGAUGAAAACAGCCCUUCCCUUCUGCUCUUUCAUGCUGCCAGAGCCCUCGGGUCGUGUCGGGGCCUGGCUCUCCGUGGGCUGACAGGUUUCCUAACUCCCCUCCCUGCACCGUCAGCACAGGAUCAGGAACAGCAAAUUCCAGUUGCAGCAGCUGGAGGAGGUGGAAGCCCAGCACCAGCCAGUGCCUCUGGGAAGCAGCCCCUGGCUUUGUCCCCCAAAACAUCCUCAGGAGCAUCAGUGAGCUGGAGAAAACCCUGUGCAGCGGGAAAAUGCGUCUGGUGCCGUUUACCUGCUGCCUCCUCCAGAGCUGGCUGUGCUGUUUGAUUCAUGUCAGCAGCUUGGCUGGUGACUGCGGGAUGAAUGACGCUAUAUAAAUGCAAAGUGUUAUUAAUAUUUCAUGUUGUAGUGAAAAUGUACUAAUAGGGCUUGUUCCUGGAAGAUAAAGUGCUGCCAUUAAUACACCUCCGUGUCCCCAGCACCGGGGACUCACCUGUGGAGGGGUGGAGGGGCUCUACCUGGAGCAGAAAACGCCCAUCUCACCUGGCAGCUCCCCAAAAGAGGGGAUUUUAACCCAGAAAGCCACAAGAGCCACUGCAGACACCCAUAAAAUUAGGGGCACGUGGGGUAGAACAUCCCCCCACCCACUGCUGGGUGCUGCUGGGUGGGGGCUGCUCUGGGCCCUCCCUGCCUGCCCGUGGGGGACACAGCCCCUGGGAACUCCCUUCACGGCACAGCCACUACACAGGCAUGUUAAAAAAAAAUAAAAACGGGCUUGUUUGAUUUCAAACUGCAGAACUCUUCCCUGGAGCCAUCCGCAAACACUGGUAAUUUACUUUACAGCUGUUUAGAUUUGUUUCUCUGCGGUUUUUCUUUUUUUUUUUAAACCCCAGCAGAAUUGCAAAUGAAACGUGUGUUUGCUCCUCAAAUGACUCCGGCAGCACCUGAACUCCUGCACCCCACACCUUCUCCUUGGAACCACACCUGCUCCUUGGACCCCCACCCCUCUGACCCCCAUCCCUGUGCCCCAGAGCUGUGAGACAGGGGCCAGACCUCAAAGAGGCGGUUCUCUGAGUUGGGGGCUCAUCCUGGGAGGGCUCCAUGCUCUGGCAUCAGGGAGGGGUGAUGGGGAAGAGGCUUGUGCCAGCUUGCAGACGAGGGGACCAUAGAUAAGCAGUUUAUUAAUUCCCAGUAAAAUAAUCAGCUACCACCCACUUGUCAGAGGGUGGGGAGGGAUAAAGGCUCUCCUAAAGUAUUGCCAUGGUGCAAAGUUUGAGUAAAGAAAGGAUUACAAAGGGAGGUGUUCGACUCCUGGUGCCGUGGGCAGGGGCUCCCAGGGCUUUGGCCGUGUUGGAGCAAGGGCUGAUGGGUGCAGGGAAGGGAUGGAGGGACCCCAGGUUGUACAGGGCACCCCAACAUCCCUGCAGCAUCUGAGAGCAGACAGCCCUUCCCUGCACAGCACCAGGUCAGCCCAGCACACUGUGGGGCCGCCCUUCGCCUCGGGAAAUCGGGCAGCUUAUGGGACACGUGGGGAUCUGCCUGGAGCCUCAUCCCUUCCCUCUGGGAAUCUCCUCCUCGCUCCCAGGAGCCCGGGAAUGACUCAUGUGGUGCCUCUUGCACAGGCGAUGCGUUCCUGCCAAGAGCAAGCACCGACCUGCAGCAGCGCCGGCCUCGGCGAGGGACACCUCGGGCCAGCUAACGGGAUCGGGGAGCCAUGAACUGGAGCGCGUUCGAGGGGCUCCUCAGCGGGGUCAACAAAUACUCCACAGCCUUCGGCCGCAUCUGGCUCUCCCUCGUCUUCAUCUUCCGCCUGCUGGUCUACGUGGUGGCGGCCGAGCGGGUCUGGAGCGACGACCACAAGGACUUUGACUGCAACACUCUGCAGCCGGGCUGCACCAACGUCUGCUUCGACCACUUCUUCCCCGUGUCCCACAUCCGCCUCUGGGCCCUGCAGCUCAUCCUGGUGACGUGUCCGUCCCUCCUGGUCAUCAUGCACGUGGCCUACCGGGAGGCCAAGGCGCAGAGGCUGCGCGAGGCCGGCGGGGACGGCUGCCAGCGCCGCCUCUUCACCGACCCCGGCAAGAAGCGGGGCGGGCUGUGGUGGACGUACCUGCUCAGCCUCAUCUUCAAGGCCGGCGUGGACGUGGUCUUCCUCUACAUCUUCUACCGCCUCUACAGGAACUACACCCUGCCCCGGCUGGUGAAGUGCGAGCUGCCCCCCUGCCCCAACGUGGUGGACUGCUUCAUCUCCCGGCCCACCGAGAAGAACAUCUUCACCCUCUUCAUGGUGGUCACCGCCUGCGUCUGCGUCGUGCUGAGCCUCGCCGAGGCCGCCUACCUGAUCGGCAAGCGGUGCCGGGAGUGCCUGCAGGCUGGUGGUGGGCAGAGCCGGCGGCACAGCCAGGACUGCCCGCUGCCCGGCGCCGAGCCCGUGGGCACGGCCGGACAGGUUUUCCAUGGGGUGGACUACAAACCCCCCACGGCCACCAUCCCACCCACGGCGUCCUGCCCCAGCACGGCGUCCGAGGAGGAGGCUCUUUCCUAGGGCUGCCCAGGAGAAAGCAGGAGCCUCUCACCUGCCGGGCACCUUCAUCCCCCUCUUCCUCCUCCAUCCCCCGGCACAGGAGCGCUGGUGGGGGCAGUGCCCUGGAGUUGGGCUGUGCCUGAGGAGUCUCUGCUUCUCCUGUUCUGGGGAAGACACGUGACAUCGUCCUGCUGAAUUUGGGGUAAACCACGUGCUGUAGGACACGUGCAGUGCCCGAGAGCCACAGGGACCAGCAGCUCCGUGGCAGCUGUGAACUGGCAGCAGUGCCCAGCCUUUGAGCUGGACAGACACUCUGAUCCCCCAAGGAACCCAUCUCCCUAUCCCUCAGCCUAAAUCAGCCACGGUGUGGGUGCCAGGGCCAUCUCAGACUGAUGCAAUCAUCAUUAAUGACACUCAUUAGCCGAGUGGGGACAAGAGCAGGUCCCUGGUGCCGCAGCCACCGCGGGGAAGCGCAGGCGUGAGGAUCCCGCCGGGCAGGCAGCGCCCGCCGUGGGCUGCUGGAUCAUCCUGCCUGGCCAGAGGACAACACCCCAGCAAAACAGCUGAGUACAGGAGAGGAAAAACACCCCAACCAUUGAUUAAACAGUAACAUUAAAUGGCAGAAUCUGAUCUCAGUUAUUGCUGUAACGUGUCGCGCUGGGCCGUGACGUGAGCGGCACUGUCCUUUUGGAGGCCAUCCCCAAGCAUUAGCUGGGAUGAAUAAUUCACAACAAUUUCAUGGCAAAUGCACUCGUAAGUAGCAUUAACAUCGAACAUGUAGCUCAAUCUGUUUCUCUUUAUUUAGGGGGUGUGAUUAUUAUUUUUUCCAUGAGCAGGGACAGCACUCGCUGGCUCUGCCCCAAAGGAAGCAGCACAGGGAGCGAGGGAACACCAUCCCUGUGUCCUUUAGGAUCAGGGCCGUUCUUGGUGACAGUUCAUUGCAGCUACUGCUGCUCCAACAAACCAGCUCCCACUUGGGCAAAGCUGAGCCCCUUCCCACAGCCCACCUUGGGAAAGGACCAGCUGGAUGUGCUGGAGGGGGAGGCAGAGGGACCUCUGUGGCCAGGGGGAUGCCAAGGGCAGGCAGGGCUGGGGGGCUGCCAAGGGCAGGCAGGGCUGCAGCACUGCUGGAUGGGAGGGCAGGGCCUGAACCAGCCACCCCAUAAGGGUGAGGAUGGUGGAGAAGCCCUGGGGGCAUCCCAGCCAUCAGCCCAGAACCCUCUGGGCACGCAGCAGCUCCUUGUGCUGACACCACCGAGGCUGGAAACCUUUGAGGUGAGAGGCAGAUGGUAGAACACAGGUAGGUUUUUUUCCCACCUCCUUCUAUGUGAAGCUGUGCUUGGUGUCUGCCUCCCUCUCGUGCGCUCCCAUUGCUGGAUCAGGCACCCAAAAGUUUUCUUUGCUGAGGCCUCUCACGCCAGAGAGAACACAGAGUUGUUCUUUGUGUGCGAGCCGUUGCCCCGAUUUAAAGAGCAUGGGCUGGGCUGUUUGUUUUCCAGCAAGGUUGGCUGCUCCUGCUCCGGGCUGUCCCGUGGGUGAAACCCCGAGGUGUUCCCUGUGCAGGCACUAAUGGGGCAGAUGAGCCCCAGGAGAACCUCCCUGUCCCACUUCCCCACAUCAAAGCACAGCUGGAGCUGCUGCCCCGCUGCCAGAGACCUGAAGAUCCAGUUGCUGGGUGUUGUUGUGCAGUUCUGUGGUGCUCAGGGCAGACAUUGCAGCUGCUCCACAGAGCUCGGGGUGUCUUGCACCACCCAGGCUUGGGAUCAGCCCUGACCAGCCCCACAAACGGGAGUGUUUGGCUGGUUCUUUCUGAUGUGUUUCCCCUCGAGUUGCCCCGGUCGUUGGUGCAGAAACGGGGCUCUGGGAGCUGGGACAUGUCCUGGGAUACAGAGGCAGGACCAGUGUCAGCAAAGCAAAUAAACUGGGAGGUGUCAAAAUAAAAGCUGACUGUUUUCUAGACUUUGCAUCAUCACACAGGGAUUCCCCCUGUAUGUUCUUGUGGGGUCCCAGAAGAGCCCCUGAAUCCAGGGGAGGGGGGAUUUGAAAGAAACCCACCAGUAACUCCAACCCAGGCAGGGAUGUGGAGAGGACUGUGUGUGCAGGUCAGGGGUAGCCUGGCCUUCCCAGCUUGGGCUUGUUUCUUCCCUGGCCAAACCCCUCCUCUUUGCUGGGAAUUGAGG